Trichoderma asperellum CBS 433.97 is the source of this 631-nucleotide messenger RNA. The record is from RefSeq and is a predicted model, not a curated record. Lineage: Eukaryota; Fungi; Ascomycota; Sordariomycetes; Hypocreales; Hypocreaceae.
UUUGUUAGUUGACACACCAGUACUCAAGCCUCAUAUACUGUACAGCUAUUUACCUUUUUGAAGGCCAAGAGGGUAGCCUCUAGCCGAGUGGUGCUAUCACUGAUGGCCAUGGUGCUCAUCUGCUGGCCCAGCAGCAGAACAGCAGGGUGGACGUCCUUGUCCGCAUGGGUGAUGUUGACGCCCUUUGCCAUGGCCAGGUGGCUAAAGUAAUCUGGAAUCGUCGGCUUCACUUCCUUGGGCGCUGCUGGCACUGGUGCAGCCGAUCGCGGCGCGGGAAUCUUUCCAUGCUGGGCUCCGGCCUGUGUUCCAUCUUGUUUUGGCUUCGGUUUGCUGCCGCUCUUUGCGUCGCUCUGGGCUGGCGCUCCCGCAGGUGGUUGGGGCUGUGUGGCUUUGGCGGCCGCUCUUCUCGCAGCCUUUUCCUCCUUUGCCUUCUUCUUCAGCUCGGCGCCGGAGAGCUUCUUCUCACCGGCAGGUUCAGCUGCUGCGCCGGCCUUGGCCUGGUCUUUUGACGCCUUCUUCUGGUCUCCCUGCGCUGCCUGAUCCUUCUUCUCUACUGGGGCCUCGCUUUUGGGCGCGGGCUGUCCUCCUUCUGCCGCCAUUAGGAGGGAGAGUUUGCGACAGGGAGGGAGGA